Anopheles merus is the source of this 2140-nucleotide messenger RNA. Its product is annotated as glycine-N-acyltransferase-like protein 3. Bases 440 to 1312 code for a protein of 290 amino acids. The record is from RefSeq and is a predicted model, not a curated record. Lineage: Eukaryota; Metazoa; Arthropoda; Insecta; Diptera; Culicidae. The transcript is spliced from 4 exons. Gene Ontology annotation, molecular function: acyltransferase activity, transferring groups other than amino-acyl groups.
AAAAAUUACCCCCCGAGACGGCUGCACAAAUAAACAAAGUGUUCCGUCCCCAACACCACCACCCCUUAUAACGCUGUGAAAUGCUGUGAUUGAUUGCAAACUAGCAAACAUUUAGUGAAAGAGUAUGCUGUAAAAAAACAACAACAACGCAUCCCAUACAAAGGGUUGUUCAUUAGUCAUUUGCUGUAUCUCGUACGGAUCGAAGUGCCUUCAAGUCGAACAUUUGCCUGUGCAAAAAGUGCAAAAUACUAUCGACUAUUGGUUCACGGUUCAGUGCUCAGUGCUUCCUCAUCGAUAGUGCUUGCCCCGCCGUAUCAGCUGAUUCGGUCGUUGGAAUGCACGCAAAGUUCGCUGAACUCUCUCACCGCCUUGGUUGAUUUCUUGUGAACGGAGAGGAAAGCGGAAGAAUCGUCUCAUUCCUUUAGUUGAGCCUGUAGCGAUGACUGACUGUGAUCAACUGGUAGAAAUACCUCCCAAAGACUGGAUAGAGCUAAAACAUCUGUUUCAACGCGAUUGGCCGAGGCACGAGUUUGCCUACUAUCUAUUGGGAAAUUACAUAUGCUGGAAGUCCAAGCACCAUGAGCCAAUAGACGUAAAAUGCUACUCCUUAAAUGGCAACUGGAGAGCAGACGGAACAUUUGCACUACAGGAUGGCUUCGAGAUCUAUUUUUAUUCAGCAGCUCAAGACGUCAACUGCACUACGUUGAUAAGACUACUAUCUCAAAUAGAAUGGGAAUCUUACCACGAAAUCAGUAUGGACUAUCUUGAGAAGUACCAUCCAACGGUGGAGCGAAUCAUCGGUGACAGGGGUCUUACGGUGGCGAGCAGUAAUUUAGCUAAUUAUUAUUUCAUGUCUAAAGAACAAGCACUUGCACUGCCCUCACCAGCUAUCCCUGCUGGAUUCGUGUUUGAAAGGUUACAGUUGAAGGAUUUGGACUACAUCUACGCACAGUGGCCGCUACGCAAUCACAUUAGCUACGAGGCAGGAUAUGGGCUGCUGAAACGGUUGAUACAGUUGAAUGCAAAUGUUGGUUUGUUCAACGACAAUGGUGUGCUUGUUUCGUGGUGCUUAACCGAUCAAACCGGUGCUCAUUCCGAUCUACAAACUAUGCCCGAACAUUGCCGGCACGGAUACGGACGAAUGGUUGUGGUGGAACUGGCGAAGAGAUUAGCUUGUUUCGGAUCGGAUUCCAAAGCGUAUGUUUUGCAUGACAAUCAUAAAUCGAUCAAAUUGUUCGAUAGUGUUGGAUUUGCGAAUAUACAAAAUCUCCGUUGGGUGGUGGUGAAUCCAACAGUAAAAAAAAACUAUUAGCAAAUGAGAUGUUUUAUUAACCCGUCCUGGGUAAUAAGUACAAAAUUUAACAAUAUUAUUCCACUAUUCACUACAUUAAAAAAUGUGUAGGCACUUGAUCUUGAAAACAAAAUCGUAGACUAUCUAUACUGUGUGCUGUGAACCAGUAACAAUAUACAGGUAGUCCCCGAGAUACGCAGUACUUGUUAUACACGAAUUCGGAUAUACUCGAUUUGACAGUUCGUUGAGCAAAUUGUACUGAUUUGACACAUCAAUUGUCAAAUGCAAACUAAAUUCCCAUUCGGUCGUAUUUGAAAAAUCGUUCAAAAAUAUUUUAAAAAUCAUUCUCAUAUCAAAUAAUCAAAUUAGUGGCUGGAAUUUACCGCCUCAAGCAAACUUGCACAAAAAUUAGAAACAUUUUUCCUGAAAAUCAUUAAAUUCGAGUUAUGCGGUUCCUGCUCGGUCCACAUUAAUAGCGUAUCUCGGGGACAACCCGUGCAACUGUUUUAGUUAUCGGACGAAUUGUUGGCAAAUUUGGUGAAACUGUUGAUAAGAUAACUAAAACAGUCCAAUCGCUUGAUAGGAACAUAAACAGGUAUGUACCUGUUUAAAGAUUAUUAUUUUGCUUAUUUAUGGCUAUAUUAUUGCAAUGAUGCCACUUAUCAAAUCAAAGAAGAAAAUUUUAGAACAAAUAUGUAAAAACUGUGUUUAAGGAAUAAAUUUAUAACAUGACAAUUAUUAAUUAAAGAAGAAGAAACGAUCGAUUACGUGACAUUUUAAUGUAUUACAUGGUAUUGAUUUUUUAUGAGAAGUGCGGAAAAGUUCAUUAUUUUCGAUUAAAGAAUAAAA